Molecule: messenger RNA, 438 nt
Organism: Tinamus guttatus (white-throated tinamou)
Lineage: Eukaryota; Metazoa; Chordata; Aves; Tinamiformes; Tinamidae
Source: RefSeq, a predicted model, not a curated record
AUGAGGAACACCUGGCCAUCUCCAGAAGUGCACCUCAACCAGAGCGGCCCCGCCAGCGAGUUCCCCAGCUACAGCGAACACGGCAGCGACGCCAGCCUGCUCGUGGCCCCGUUGCUGGUGGCCGGGGUGGUGAUCGGGCUCGUGCUGUUCCUCUCCUGCGUCACCAUCAUCGUGGGCAGCCUGCGCAAGGACGGCCGGUUACGACACACGCAGCUGAGGAGAGAUGCUAGUUAUGCUCCAGAUGGCUUCUCCCAUGGUGGCUCUUUUGGAGAGCUGAGAUCCACAUGCAUGGAGGAGUUCCCACCAAUUUUCGAGUUCGGUUCCUAUCUGGAGACACUUUCUCGGGUCAGCGUCAUGUAUCCUGAUUCACCUCCCUGCUACGAUGAGUGCGUGGGCCCAGGAGCGACACAGAUAUACAUCCCCACAGACGAUCCCCCG